AUGAACCGGAUACUUUUCUGCCAAGGUCGUCUGGACUACAUAGAAAACGGCGAAGUAGUCUUUGGAGGUUUAGUUUUUGCAAAUACUGAGUUCUUGCAAAGUCAUGCUGCAUAUUUUCGAUUUUGGAUGAAUAACAUUCAGCCUAAUGGUUUUUCGGUUUAUGGGUUCAGUAUAAAAACUAACAAUUUUAUCGAAAGCUUCCAUUCUACCCUUAGAACUAUUAUUGGCCAUCAUCUGCAAGUGUGGACAUUUUAUGACAGACUUCGUUACAUUGAAAAUCGGGUACGCCGAGAAACUUUGCAAAUUCCUAAUGGGCAGCAGUAA
Adelges cooleyi (spruce gall adelgid) is the source of this 324-nucleotide messenger RNA. RefSeq lists its product as uncharacterized. The transcript is spliced from 3 exons. Bases 1 to 324 code for a protein of 107 amino acids. The record is from RefSeq and is a predicted model, not a curated record. NCBI's taxonomy places the organism in Eukaryota, Metazoa, Arthropoda, Insecta, Hemiptera, Adelgidae.